AUGUCGCUCAAAUCGUUUUUCCUUCGCCGCAAAAAGCCCCAGUUUGAAGAGGUGGCUCCACGAAAGCUCCGCGGCAGCUUUUCCAUGCCCAAUAUGCGAGCAGUGACGAUUCUACGAGGCCGGGGAGGCGCCGGCUCGCGCGACGAUCUCGUGGACUCGCGCGAAAUGCCCCUAUCACGUUCCGACCAGUCCGACAUCAGCAGCGACUAUCUCAGCUCUUCAGGCGACUUUGGCCAUCACGAUUUCUGGUCCACUCUGUCGGAGGAGGAGCAGCGACGCAUGAGCAAAAUGUACGAGGACGCUCUCAGCGUAGUGGAGUACUACAGCGUCUAA
This is a messenger RNA of Yarrowia lipolytica CLIB122, 333 nucleotides long. RefSeq lists its product as uncharacterized. NCBI's taxonomy places the organism in Eukaryota, Fungi, Ascomycota, Dipodascomycetes, Dipodascales. The record is from RefSeq and is a predicted model, not a curated record.